CCCCCACACAGGGCAUCAGUGGUUGAGAACAACAAGAUCGGUGCACUGAUUGACGAGAUGUUGCGCAAUGGCAUCAUAGCCCCUUCACACUCGCCUUGGAGUCCCCCUGUUGUCAUCGUCAUGAAGAAGAAUGGCUCACCCUGGUUCUGCGUGGACUACAGGCGCCUCAACAGCAUUACU
Molecule: messenger RNA, 180 nt
Organism: Phycomyces blakesleeanus NRRL 1555(-)
Lineage: Eukaryota; Fungi; Mucoromycota; Mucoromycetes; Mucorales; Phycomycetaceae
Exons: 1
Source: RefSeq, a predicted model, not a curated record